CCAUUAUUUUAAGUUUUACCCUAUCAUAGAGUUGACAAUGUCAGACAACAAAGAAAGGAAGAGUGAAGGUAUUCCUAAAGAAGCUAUGAGUAAACAAGACACAUCUUCAUUAACUGAGGCUGUAGAGCAAGUUGCAAAACAACAGCAAUCACAAAUAUCCGAAAUAGAAAAAAACAAAAAAGUUCUGUUCCAUUUGCAGAAUGAACUUCAUGAACUUGAAAAACAAAUAGCAGCUGUCUCUCAGGAAACAAAAGAAACAGAGAGGCAAAUUUAUCAGCAAGAUGAUACAAUGGAGAAUUCCAAACUUAAGUGUGAAUGUCUUGAAACUGAAAUCAAGUCAAUACAUAAAGAAAAUAUAAAGCUUAAGUUUGAUAUAGAAACAGCUAAAGAAGAUUAUGAGAAACACGUGAUAAAAUAUAAUGAAUAUUAUGCAAAAAUUAAUGGACAUAAAGAUAGCUUGGGGGAGAUAGAAAGCAAAUGGUCAUUUGUGACUGACCUUAAUGAAAAACGAGCUCUUGUUAAACAGCUAAAGAUAAAGAAAGAUGAAUUAAUGCAAGAUCUCCAAAAUCCAGGAGGGAGCCAAAUAACACAAGUACAGGAAGAUAUUUCAAAGCUAAAGAAUGAAAUUAUAGCUGUAAAAGAAACUAUCAUUGAAAAAACAUGUUUUCUUCUUGAAGAAAAAAAGACACAUGAAAAAUUAAGAAAAGACAUAGAGGUACAACAUAAAAGAUAUGAUGCAAUUCUUAAGCGUUUGCAUUGUCAGGUGAACAGGCUUCAAUCAAAUAGAAGACAAUGGCAAUGGAACAUUGAGCAAUUGGAAAAAACUGCAGCUGAAUUAAGAAAAUGCAUUGGAAUGAAAGAGUAACUGCCAUAGGACAAUGUGGACCAACCAAAAUUAUGAAACUUUGGUGUUUUUUCUCCUUUCUUUUGGCAGUAUUAGAUUGAACUCCAGAUGUUAUGCUUGCGAGGCAAGAGCUCUACCACUUGAACCAACCCUCCAUUCCCUUUGUAUUUCUAAGAACUACUCCCCAUGUCAGAGGCCUGUUUUAAUAGAUUUC
Dipodomys ordii (Ord's kangaroo rat) is the source of this 1058-nucleotide messenger RNA. It is a transcript of the gene Ccdc122, whose product is annotated as coiled-coil domain containing 122. The coding region runs from base 38 to 865 and encodes 275 amino acids. The record is from RefSeq and is a predicted model, not a curated record. The transcript has 5 exons. NCBI's taxonomy places the organism in Eukaryota, Metazoa, Chordata, Mammalia, Rodentia, Heteromyidae.